GUAGACCCGCGAGCUCGAGCGCGAGCGCGAGCCUGAGCCCGCGCGCCCUCUCCGGCUUCUGGGCUUGGAGGGUUUUAUAUUGUGCUCUAGAUCUUGGAAACUAGUGAACUAGUGCGUGGCCUGGAAAGGUCAGCAUUAGAAGGGUGAGGAACCCAUGAAGCCUCACAAGAAGGAACAGCGGAGCAAAACUUACUCGGAUAAGAAACGAGGGAAAGUUGCAGAACUUAUCACUCCUCCCAUCCAGGAGGAACCUGAACCUGUCAGCAAUGUCCUACAGGGUGAUGAUAUCUUGGCUUUGGCCAUUAAGCAGGAGGACUUACGGAAGCAACAUAUCCCCCGUCCUCCUGUCUUUCAAGGAAAAAGUGUUACUCAUCAAUAUUUCAUUCGCAAGCAUAAAGUCUCCAAAGUCAAGAAGAUAACACGUCACUUAGUAGCUCAUCCUGCUACUCCUGAAGCAAUUACAAAGCCCUUGGAUUACUCUGGGCCAGCAGAGAAAAGUUCUGAUGGCAAAGAACAGAUCCUUCCUCACAACAUUUUGGGAUCUCUCUCUGAGUUUAAGAGAAUAGCAAUUGACCGAGGAAAUACCGAGUUGGCAGAAAUGAUCCCGGACACUAUCUGUAUGGUCAUUCCAAUAGUAGAGAAACCAAAGAAACAUCCCCCAAAAGAAAAGGUAAAUCUCUGGCAACCACCUUCUCAGCAUAAAUCUCUGGAGAACUGGAAACGUAAUAUGACCCUGAGGCAAAAGCAACAAGAAGCUCUAAGUGAACAUCUGAAGAAGCCAGUGAGUGAGCUACUGAUGAAUUCAGCGGAGAAUUAUCGGCGAAUCCAGGAAGAGCGCAAUCUGAUUGAACGCUCCCUUGCUGCUUUACUUGAAGGGAAGGACAGCAAGGUUGUCUGUGAGUUCUGGACCCAGCCUGCAUAUAUUGGAGAUGAAAUAACAGGGUUGGUGACCCAGUGGCAACGUGGCUUCCAAGAGUCUGUCACUCAUGUAGGAAAGCCCCAGAGUGUUCAAAUGGAGUCAGGAUUGCCAUCUUUGAGGGAGCCUUGGUACCGCUUCACGUGGGAGAAGAGUCUCUUUUUGAUUGACCGACGAAAAGAACUUCGAUGCAUCCUUAAGGACUUAGACUUUAAUCAACCGGACAUUGAUGGACUCGAAGUGGUUGGCAAAGGACAUCCUUUCUCAUCUGUCUCUGCACAGCAUUUCCCAAUACUUAUAGAAGCUAAGGAAAGCACAUCGAAAGAUUCGACACCAGAUCCCUUAGCUGACUAUCCUGAUGUGGUCCCCAUGCCUUUUCUUGGUCCUUCUUUGCUAUUCUGUGGAAAACCAGCAUGCUGGAUCGAUAGAUCCCUACUGCCAGAUGAGAAACAAAUUGGCAUUGCUGUCCGUCUGACCUUCGAGACCAUGGAAGGCGAGAGGACCUCUUCUGUCCUCACAGUUGUAAACAAUGGUACUGCAGCUAUUUGGUUUGCCUGGAGGAGGCUCCAAGAGGCCGACACCUUUGAAGAGUUCAAGGGGAUCAAAGCACAGCGGUUUUACUUUAACACCAAGGAAGGUGUGAUUCUCCCUGGGGAAACAAAGGAGUACACCUUCUUCUUCAAGUCUUUGAAUGCCGGAAUCUUCAGGGAGUGCUGGGAGUUUGGAACCCACCCAACACUGUUAGGGGGAGCUAUGCUGCAGGUCACUCUACGGGGUGUUGCCCUGAGCCAAGACAUUUUCAUGGAGGACAGAAAGUUGUUGAAGGAGAAACUCGCUACCCAAGAAGCUAUCACCAUUGUGCAGGAGUUGCUUGAUGAGCUUCUGAAAGGGAUCUGGUCCCCAGAUCGAGCCAUUUCCCCAGUGGAUGCCUACCUUACUGAAGAAGAUUUGUUCAACUAUAGGAACCCUCAGCUACAUUAUCAGCAUCAAGUGGUCCGAGAUCUACAAGAACUAUGGAAUGAGUAUGUUGUAUCGAGUGUCCCAGCCCCUCCUGAAGAGGAAGAAGCAGUACCCCAAACCUCACCAGUAGAAGAAGAACAGAAGAUUCCUGGUUCUGAAUGGACCACUCCUCCGAGGAGUGACGUACUCAAGGGGACCGAAGUCCAGGAUGGUGUAGAAGAAGGAGGCCCAGAAAAGCCAGAGACAGUUUCAAAGCCAUCAUCAUGGAAUCUCUGUGUGGAUGAUUUAAAAAAGGCAGUGAUGGACCUCCCCAAAGAAGAAAAGCGAGAAGAGGCUCUUAGCAGGCUCAACAAGGGAGCCCGGGAGCUGUGCUUGGCAUCGAGGCCACUUCAGUCGGACCUCUUGUACCAGACGUGUUUCCAGCUGUGGCGGGACGUAAUUGAUGGUCUGGUGAACCAAGCUCUAUCACUGAAGGUUCUGAUGGGCCUACCUGAGAAGGAUUCUGUUUAUUCAGAUACUUCAGAUGGACAAGUAGAAGGAAAAGCAUCUGGGAGAGUUGCAAGAGAGGACCGAAAACCUGUGGUCCAGGAAAAGAAGCCACCUGUUGUGAAAGAAAAAGAGGAGAAGAAAGGGGGUAUAAAGUCACCAGGAAAAGAGGAUCGUACCAACAGCAAGAAGUACAAAGGAAAGGACGAGAGGAGAUUACAGAAAUCUCCAAGCAAGGAGUGGAAAGAGAGAUCGUCUUCGGAUGAGCUCCCUCCUGAUCAGGAACCUUUCGCCUCUGAAUCUAUGGUGGACCCACGAGUCCAAGAGAAAUACAGUCAGAGGCUUUACAUUGAGGUGAGACAGGCAGAAACAGGUGGGACCCUCUUUCACUGCCUCUGCUGGCAGAGGACUGGCAGGACCUUCUUUCCCUGGCCUCUGUUGGCAGAGGACUGGCAGGACCUUCUUUCCCUGGCCUCUGUUGGCAGAGGACUGGCAGGACCUUCUUUCCCUGGCCUCUGUUGGCAGAGGACUGGGAGGACCUUCUUUCCCUGGCCUCUGUUGGCAGAGGACUGGGAGGACCUUCUUUCCCUGGCCUCUGCUGGCAGAGGACUGGCAGGACCCUCUUUCACUGCCUCUGCUGGCAGAGGACUGGCAGGACCUUCUUUCCCUGGCCUCUGUUGGCAGAGGACGGGCAGGACCUUCUUUUUCUGGCCUCUGCUGGCAGAGGACGGGCAGGACCUUCUUUCCCUGGCCUCUGCUGGCAGAGGACGGGCAGGACCUUCUUUCCCUGGCCUCUGCUGGCAGAGGAUGGGCAGGACCUUCUUUCCCUGGCCUCUGCUGGCAGAGGAUGGGCAGGACCUUCUUUCCCUGGCCUCUGCUGGCAGAGGAUGGGCAGGACCUUCUUUCCCUGGCCUCUGUUGGCACAGGCAAACAAGACUUCUUCUUUCCCUGACCUUCUCUGGCACAGACAGGCAGUACUUCCUCUCUCUGGCCUCUGCUAGCACAGCCAGGACCUCUUCCUGGCCUGUGUUGCCACAGGCAAGCAAGACCUCCUCUUUCUCUGGCCUCCUCUGGCACAGACAGGCAGGACCUCCUCUCCCUGGCAGCCUCUUUGCACCACCUCCUUCUCCUGUGUCUUCUUUUUCUGUUGCCCUUUGGAGGGUCUCCUUUCUUGUAAUGAUUCCACUUCUUGGGAGAGCACCAUCAUAAAGUUGACUGAAUUUCUGUAGAAAGGAGGGAGGGUUUUUUAAGCCUAGAGUGAGACUUUUUUCAAAAGAUUUUCUUUUCCCUACACUAGAACUGUUUUUCUAGCUGGAAAAUCAGGGAUUGAGCUGGGACCUCUCCUGCUCUCUGGCUUCUCCAUGUCAGUUAGAGGUGGUCUUCUUUGGAGGUAGACAAGAUUCUGCUAGACUCAGCAGGCCUUUUAUAAAGUAUCUAUUGGGGGUAGCUGGGUGGCUUAGUGAAUAGGUCUAGAGACAGGAGGUCCUGGGUUCAAACUUGACCUCAGAUAUGUCCUAGCUCUGGACAAGUCACUUGGCCCCCAUUGCCUAGCCCUCAUCACUCUUCUGCCUUGGAACCAAUACAUAGUAGUGAUUCUAAGGCAGAAGGUAAGGGUUUAAGAAAAAAAGUUAUAUACAUAAAGGUCUGUGCCAGUCUCUAGGGAUAAAAAUGUCAAACACAAACCACCUCUGCCAUCAAAAAGCUUGUAUUCUGUUGGGAAGAAGUACAGGAAGGGAGCACACAGAUAUAGAAAAUGAGAUACAAAAAGAUGUAAAAAAGCCAUUUCUGAGAUAAGGAGGAAGGGAGCAGGUCUCCUAUGAAGGACGAUUUGUUAAAAAUAGAAGGAGAGAAGUGACUUGUCCAGGAUAAGAUAUGGAUAAGAGCACCAGACCUGAAGAUGGGAGGUCCUGAGUUCAAAUUUGACUUCCUAGCUGGGUGACCCUGGGCAAGUCACUUGACCCCCAUUGCCUAGCCCUUACUGUUCUUCCACCUUGGAACCAAUACUUUGUAUUCAAUCUAAGACAAUUUAAUCUAUUUUAAAAAUAGAAAGGGGGUUCCAGAGGGCACAAUGAAUAGAGUAGAGUGUGAUGGAGACCUGGGAGGGAUGGGGCUGGCACAGGGGAGUCUAAGUGAGCUAGGGAAUGGUGGUUAGGGAAGGGAGCCUGCCUCAGGAUCGGAGGGAUUCUGAGGGAUGUCUGUGAGAUCCUGGUCCUACUUGGUGGAAUUCUAGGCUUUGAUCACAGAGGCUUAUUCGAGGUUUCUGUCACUAAGUCCUCAGCAAGACCAGCUCUAACCCUUGAUUUACUCCAUUGCUGAGUGGGUUCUCUCUCAUGGUGGGAGAGGCUCAGGGAGGGUCUUUGGUCCUGGCCUGGUGACUGCUGUAGAGAGAAGAUGAGGUCAGGGAGAGGAGCCCUUGGCCCUGCUUCCUGCUCAAGGAAGUCCUUUCAACCAAUUCUUGGAUUUCAUGUGGAAGACAAGUUCCCCCCAGGGAAGAUUAGCAAGACAGGCAUGAUACAAGCUGAGCAUCAGUCUCACUUCAAGGAUCCUGGGUGGGCAGUGCUGGGUAAGUCUGGGAAAACAGUUUAUUACCUUUAACAUCAGUGUGCUUUGAUGUGGGUUCUCCUUGUUAAAUAGAGGGUUGUCCCCAGAUAAGCAGGACUGGAAAAAUGAGUAUGCCCAGGGUUAGCAGGUUAUGGGAUGUCUGUCUGUCUGAGAGAGAAAGGGCUCAGGGAGAGAGAUGGAGAGAGGGAGAGGAAGGAGGAGGGGAGGGAGAGACAGAGGCAGCAGCAUAGAGGGAAGAGGAGGGGGAAGGUGGGGGAGAGGAAAAAAAGAAAAGAGAGGAGGGAGGGAAUAAAGGGAAGAGAAGGGAGGGAAGGAAGAAGAGGAAACAAGAGAGAGAGGAGAGAAAGAGAAAAGGGAGCGAGAGGGGGAGAAAUAGAGAAAGAAGAGAGAAAGGGAAAAGAAAGAUGAGAAAUAGAGAAAGAAAGAGGAAAGAGAAA
Monodelphis domestica (gray short-tailed opossum) is the source of this 5361-nucleotide messenger RNA. The record is from RefSeq and is a predicted model, not a curated record. Lineage: Eukaryota; Metazoa; Chordata; Mammalia; Didelphimorphia; Didelphidae.